UGGGAAAGUUGAGGCCGUGCUGCCGCCGGGUCUCCGGCCUCGAGGGCUCGGGCUCGCUGCGGCGGCGGUGGCCGCGAGGAGAGGCGGCGGGGGCGGGGGGAGAGGAGGGCCUGGGCCCGCGCUCCCCCAGCCCCGCAGAAGCAGGCGGCGGCUGCCGACCCAAAGGCUCGCCUGGACGGCCAGACACCGCUGCCUUCCGCUCCUGGGAUCAUGACCCAGGCGGGGGUCGCCGCCACUGCGGCCGGGAGCGCGUCGCCGGCGGUAAGAAGAGAACAUAACCUAUAGAGGCCGUCUUUUGGCAGAAGAUGGUAGAUUUGAACCAGAAAGAGGAGGAGUUGGAAGCUAGGAAUCCAAAGUGAAGAAACUCUGCGAGCCCUUGGGUUCCUAUUACUGCCACCAUGCCAGAAAUGACAGAGCAUGAGACGCCAACGAAAAAACAGCACAGAAAGAAGAACCGGGAGACACACAAUGCAGUGGAGAGGCACAGAAAGAAGAAAAUCAAUGCUGGGAUAAACAGAAUAGGAGAACUGAUCCCGUGUUCCCCUGCUCUGAAACAGAGCAAGAACAUGAUCCUGGACCAAGCCUUUAAGUAUAUAACAGAAUUGAAGCGGCAAAAUGAUGAACUCCUACUUAAUGGAGGGAACAGUGAACAAGCUGAAGAAAUUAAAAAGCUACGAAAACAACUGGAAGAAAUCCAAAAAGAAAAUGGCCGAUAUAUUGAAUUAUUGAAAGCAAAUGACAUAUGUUUAUAUGAUGACCCCACGAUCCACUGGAAAGGAAAUCUGAAAAACUCAAAGGUGUCGGUUGUUAUUCCGAGUGACCAGGUCCAGAAAAACAUCAUUGUUUAUUCCAAUGGGAGCCAGCCUGGGGGAAACAGCCAGGGGACAGCCGUUCAGGGAAUAACCUUUAAUGUUGGUCACAGCUUGCAAAAGCAGACCGCCAAUGUGGUGCCAGUGCAGAGGACCUGCAAGCUUGUGACUCCUGUGUCUAUUUCUGGAGUUUACCCUUCUGAAAACAAGCCGUGGCAUCAGACUACAGUGUCUGCGCUGGCUGCCAACCAGCCUGUUCCCCUUUGUCUUCCCACUGCCAUUUCUGCUCAAAAUAUUCUCGAACUUUCUACUUCCGAAAGCCAAUCAAGUGUGCUUGGUGCCAGUGGUGGCUCACUGAUCACUGUUUCAGUUGGCCCUGACCCUCACCAACAUCAUUCCUUGCACACAUGCCUAAAUGAUCAAAAUGCUUCAGAAAAUAGCAGUGGGCAAGAGAGCCCUAAAUCAUCAAAGCAAACAGUUGUGUGUGUCACAAGCACCUCCUCCAGCAGCUCGGCAACUGCCUCUAAAGUGCAUCAUGGAACCAGAUCUGGCCCGAGUGUGCAGGAGUUCAGUGGAGAUUUGCAGAACACCAUUGUUGUGUCCGUUACCACCACAGUAAGCCCUGGCCCUCCCAGGUCUACAGGUGAUUCUUCUCCAGUGAGCGUUAGCAAGGCAGCAGACUCAGCAACUACAACAGUGGUGGCACCAGCUCCCAGCAGAGUAGUGAAGACCACCCUCCCAGUGAGCAGUCUUUCUGCAAAUCCUUUGGACAGUGGUUGGACUCUUUCUUGUUCUUUGCCUUCUUCAAGUGUUAGUGCUUCAGAUUUGAAAAACAUCAGUAGCCUUACCCGAAUCUCUUCGGCUGGAAACACACAAACAACAUGGACUACUUUGCAAAUGGCUGGAAACACUAUUCAGCCUUUAAGCCAGACACCGUCUUCUGCUGUGACUCCAGUAUUAAAUGAGUCUGAUACCAACCCUACCCCAAGCCUCCAUAACCAUGUGGCUACAGCAAUCACUUUAAAUAAUUCCCUUCCAGCAGAUAGGCCGCCAGUUGAGCAAGUAGUGGUCACUUUGCCUUCGUGUCCACCCUUACCUAUGCAGCCACCAAUUGCCCAGCCACAAGUUAAAUCUCAGCCUCCAAAAAAUAUCCUUCCCUUGAAUUCAACAAUGCAAGUGAUUCAGAUGGCUCAGCCAGUCGGGUCAGCUGUCACUGCGGCUCCAGGUAACCAAAAUGUCAUCAUUCUUCAGCCACCCAGCACAACCCCAUGCCCAGCAGUGAUGAGGGCAGAGGUUCCCAACCAAACAGUAGGCCAACAGAUUGUCAUCAUACAGGCAGCCAAUCAGAACCCAUUGCCACUCCUCUCUGCUCCCCAUUCUGGUCCUGUUCGACUUCCUGUUAAUGGAGCCAGUGCUAUAAUAGGGUCUCAUAAUAAUGUGCCAGCCCCACAGACUUUUGGAGGAAAGCAUCUUGUCCACAUAUUACCAAGACCUUCAUCUUUAUCCAUAUCUAACUCAACUCAAACUUUUUCUGUUACCAUGUCAAACCAACAGCAGCCUCAAACCGUUUCUUUAAAUGGGCAGCUCUUUGCUUUGCAACCUGUCAUGUCUUCAUCCGGAACUACAAAUCAAAGCCCUAUGCAAAUUAUUCAACCUACCACCAGCGAAGAUCCAAAUACCAAUGUUGCCCUGAACACAUUUGGGGCUUUGGCCAGCCUCAAUCAAAGCAUAUCGCAGAUGGCUGGGCAAAGCUGUGUACAGUUGUCUAUCAGCCAGUCUGCUAAUCCUCAGACUUCUGCAAACAGUCAGCCCUGCCCAGCUAACUGUGUGUCACUAACCACUGUAGCACCUACCAUGACAACAGAUAAUUCAGCCACACUACCCAGCACGUACAGUCUUGCAACAGCUUCCUUAGCAAACACUGUCACUUGUUUGCCCUCUACCAUGAAAUCAAAAAGACCGAACAAGAAGCCAGGUGCCAAGAAACACUUAGCAGCUAACAAGCCAGCAUGUCCCCUGAAUUCAGUCAGAGAUGUGGGCAAGCUAGAUGGUCCCAGAACAGACAGCUCAGCAGAGCCAUCGUGUAGUGAUGGACUGCUGAACAGCCUCCCUGGUGGCCUCCCAUCUGUUGCUGUGUCCCAGGCAAAGAGUGUUAGUAUUUCUGCUUCACAUUCUUUGGACAUUCUGAAUUCUGAAUCAGUAAUCCCUGAGUCUGUGACCAAACCUAAGUCAGCAGGGGACUGUAGCUCAUCCUCCCAAGAAUCGGAAACAAAUGAACAGUUUGCAGUGGCCCCAGCAAAAUCCAAAGAUUCUCCUCCCAUCUUGCAAGAGACAUCUCAGGGCACACCACCAACUACUGUAGCCUUGUCCAGUGCUACAAACUCCUGUACUUCAGCCAAUGUGUUGAGUCCAUCUCCUAUCGAAUCCCAGAUUUUGGUUUCUCAGGUUUCUGGUAUGUCAUCCACUACAAGCACUUCAAGUGCUAACAGUAUUUCUGAAGUAGAAAUUGUGGCAGAACCUUGCCCCAUUCAGCAGAAUUCACUGGACACCAUGCAAGCAGCAGGGCCUUUAAAGGGACAAGGUCUAACAAUGCUGCUGUCUGAUCUUACUAAAGAAAAAGACCUUCAGAAACCAUCUCUUUCUGUUCAGAUGGAUCAUCCAGAUUUUUCUCCAGAUAAUUCUAAGAUAGGUGAUUCUAAUGUUGGUUUGCAUCCCAAGCAGGAACUGUUACUGAUAAACGACGACAGAGAUCCUCCACAGCACCACCCCUGUCUCCCUGAUCAAGAGGUUAUCAAUGGUUCUUUGCUCACCAGCAGGCAAGCUGACUCUCCUAUGUCAACCAGCUCUGGCAGUAGUCGUAGUUUCUCGGUUGCAUCCAUGCUUCCCGAAACAGCUCGUGAAGACGUGACCAGUACAACAGCUAACACAUGUGACAGCUGUACCUUUGCAGAGCAAACCGAUAUCGUAGCCCUGGCAGCAAGAGCUAUUUUGGACCAGGAGAACAUUGAGAAGGGAAGGGUUGGCACACAGACUGAGAUGAGGGAGGUUACUUCCAAGUCUUCUGAAACCUCUUUAGAAGGAGAGCAGCCUUUUAAAACACAGAUCCGUAAGGAGCCUUGCACGGGACCAGCAGAUGCAACACCAAAUGAAUUUAACUCUCAGGAUUCAGUGGACGUCACAGUCAAUAGGCCUCUCGAAAAAUCGAGCUGUUCUCUGGGAAUUAAAUCAUCAAAUGCCUCCUUGCAGGUGCCUGCCUCUCAGCCGCCAAGUUUGACCAGUUUAAGUGUGAAUAAUCUUGUCCAUCAAAGCAACGUCAGCCAUCCUCUGGUCAGCUGCACGGGGUUAUCGCAGACUUCAGAGCAAACAUCUAUUCCUGUAACUGUUAAUAUGCCUGUUGUAUCCAGCUCUUAUAGCAGCCAGCCUCCUGCACCACCUCUGAUGACAGACUAUCCCCAGGAACAGCUGAACAGCAUGAGUAGUGCCGUACCAAAUCCACAGGCUCAAGAACCCCGCUCGAAGCCGAGUCAGGAGAGCCGGAAAGAUUCUGCAAAGCGUGCUGUACAAGAUGAUCUUCUACUGUCUUCAGCCAAACGGCAAAAGCACUGUCAGCCAGCCCCUCUGAGGCUUGAAAGUAUGCCCCUGAUGAGCCGGACCCCAGACAGCAUUCCUGAUCAAACUCAAAUGAUGGGGAGUCAGAUCCCCACCAACUCUUCAAACUCAGUUGUUCCUGCUAGCAACCCAGCUCAUGGAGACGGCCUUACACGGCUUUUCCCUCCUGGUAACAACUUUGUGGCGCCUGCAUUGAGGCAGACUGAAGUUCAGUGUGGUUCUCAGCCUCCAGUUGCUGAGCAACAGCAACAAACUCAGGCAAGUCAACAUCUGCAGGCCCUGCAGCAGCAUGUACCAGCUCAAGCGGUGUCUCACCUUCACACCAACCAUCUCUACAUCAAGCAGCAGCAGCAGCAGCAGCAACAGCAGCAAGCAGGGCAGUUAAGAGAGAGGCAUCACUUAUAUCAGCUGCAGCAUCAUGUGCCUCAUGCAGACAGUGCUGUCCACUCCCAGCCCCAUAUUGUGCACCAGCAGAGAACUCUACAACAGGAAGUUCAGAUGCAGAAGAAGAGAAAUCUCAUUCAGGGCACUCCUGCCUCUCAGCUGUCCUUACAACCAAAACACCAUGGGACUGACCAGUCAAGACCCAAGAGUGGUCAGCCACAUCCUCACCAUCCGCAGAUGCAGCAACAGAUGCAGCAACACUUUGCAAGUUCCCAGCCAGAGAAGAGCUGUGAAAACUCUUCAACUGGCCGGGGCCACCAUAACCAUGCCCAGAACCACAUCAGUCAAGAGAUUCUGCACCAGCAACAGGAUGUUGGAAGCAGACAGCAGGGUUCAGCAGUUUCUUCUGACCAUGUAUCCGGUCAUAAUACAAUGCAGAGGCUUUUGCCGCCAAGAGGCUUAGAGCAGCAAAUGGUGUCCCAACCCAGUAUUGUGACCAGGUCUUCAGACAUGACCUGUGCUCCACACAGGCCAGAGAGAAACCGAGUGUCCAGUUACUCUGCUGAGGCUCUCAUUGGAAAGUCAUCUUCAACUUCGGAACAGAGAAUGGGCAUGUCUAUUCAGGGUUCAAGGGUUUCAGAUCAGCUUGAAAUGAGAAGUUAUAUUGAUGUUCCCAGAAAUAAAAGCUUGGCACUUCAUAAUAUGCAGGGUCGCAUGGACCAUGCUGUCCCUCUUCCUGAUUGUCAGACAUUCAAACCAGCGGGAGCCAGCCAACAGCCCCAGAGUAAUUUUGAAGUACAAUCUUCAAGAAAUAAUGAAAUAGGUAACCCUGUGCCGUCACUGAGAAGUAUGCAGUCACAGGCUUUUCGAAUUAGUCAGAACACUGGCCCACCACCAAUCGACCGACAAAAGAGGUUAUCUUAUCCACCAGUUCAAAGCGUCCCAGCAGGAAAUGCUGUCCCACCAAGGGACAGUGAGAACACGUGUCACCAGAGUUUCAUGCAGAGUUUACUUGCUCCUCACCUUGGUGACCAGGUCAUUGGGAGCCAAAGGUCACUCUCAGAACAUCCAAGGAAUACACAAUGUGGUCCAUCUUCAACAAUUGAAUAUAAUUGUCCUCCAACCCGUGAAAGUGUUCAUAUUAGAAGAGAGAGUGAAAGUCAGAAUAGGGAGAGUUGUGACAUGUCUUUAGGUGCAAUUAACACCAGGAACAGCACUUUGAAUAUUCCUUUUUCAAGUUCCUCUUCCUCAGGAGAUAUUCAAGGUCGAAACACAAGUCCCAAUGUUUCUGUGCAGAAGUCCAAUCCCAUGAGAAUUACUGACAGUCAUGGGACCAAGAGCCACAUGAACCCUCCUCCGGUCACAUCCAACAUGCAUGGGGUUGCAAGGCCAACUUUGCCACACCCAUCUGUGUCUCAUGGAAAUGCUGACCAAGGGCCUCCUGUACGUCAGGCUAACUCUUCAGUUGCCCAGAGGUCAAGACAUCCCCUGCAAGACAGCAGUGGUUCCAAAAUCCGCCAACCUGAAAGGAAUCGAUCUGGAAAUCAAAGACACAGUAGUGUCUUUGACCCAAGUCUUCCUCACCUUCCUCUCCCUGCUGGCGGCAGCAUGAUUCUUGGACGUCAGCAACCUGCUGCAGAAAAGAGAGGGGGUAUUGUUCGUUUCAUGCCCGAGAGUCCACAAGUCCCUAACGAUAAUUCAGGUCCUGACCAGCAUACACUGUCACAAAAUUUUGGUUUUCCUUUUAUUCCCGAGGGUGGCAUGAAUCCACCAAUAAAUGCGAAUACUUCCUUCAUUCCACAGGUUACCCAACCUAGUGCCACGCGAACUCCAGCUCUCAUCCCAGUAGAUCCCCAAAACACUCUACCUUCCUUCUACCCCCCCUAUUCUCCUGCUCAUCCUACUCUGUCCAAUGACAUUUCAAUCCCUUAUUUUUCUAAUCAAAUGUUCUCCAAUCCUAGCACAGAGAAAGUAAACAGUGGAAGUUUAAACAACCGAUUUGGAUCCAUUUUAUCUCCUCCCAGACCCGUUGGCUUCGCUCAGCCAAGCUUUCCCCUUCUCCCUGAGAUGCCGCCAAUGCAUAUGGCCAACUCUCACCUAUCCAAUUUCAAUAUGACAUCAUUGUUUCCGGAAAUAGCAACAGCUCUUCCUGAUGGCUCAGCGAUGUCACCUUUGCUCACCAUAGCAAAUUCCUCUGCUUCUGACUCUUCCAAGCAGUCCUCAAACAGACCUGCUCACAACAUAAGCCAUAUCUUAGGUCAUGAUUGCAGCUCGGCUGUUUAAAUCCAGAGAAACUAAAUGCGAAGGUUCGGAUUGAGUUGACAGCUGUUCUUGUUUGUACACGUGUGCAUUGAGGGAGUUUGUGUGGGUAUGUGUCUUUGUUUUGGAUAACCAUUUUUCAGUUAGCUUCUGAUUAUAAGGGAGCCAUGUCAGAGAAGAUGCAUACACUGGGGUUGUCAAAACAAUCACCUCUUAUUUCUGAGUGAUGUACUUUCUUUGAUCAUCUAAAUGAUUUACCUUUCUAAGUUUGACUUGUAAAUCUUUUAUUCCCUAAGUACUAACCAACAAGAAGUUGAAGAGAUCUUGGCACAUGCUGGAUGGUAGGAAGGAGCUGAGAUUCUAAAAUCAGUUGUUGAUAAGUUAUAAGAUAGAUAGUCGAGAUAGUUGGUUUGCAAAUCCAAAAAUAAAAGCAACAUGAAAAAACGUGAUUCAUCACUCGGUGAUGUCAACACCUAACAAUUCUCAGCCACGGCAGGUGAUAAAUUGAUAGUAGGCUAAAUUCCCAUACAUAAAAUCAAGCAGAUAAAAAAUAUAUGAAGUGUUUGACUCCUGAACUUGGUUACAGAGACUUCUUUCUUAAUUAUAAUUUUAACAAACUACCUAAAUUUCAUGUCUUGUUCUUCAAAAUAGGGAGUCACAUUAUCCUUUAAUGUGCCAAGAUCAUGGAAAGUAAAAGUCUUCCUAAGACAAUGAGCCUUAAAAAUACAAAGCAAAGAUAAAAUACAGAAAUGUUUUCCACUUAGUACUUGGGUUUUGCAUUAGGCCAAAGAAUAACAGACAUUGUAUUGUGGCUUUUCCUAGGGUCACCUAGUGAUUAGUGCUUCAUCAGUUGAGUAGAUGUAGUAUUUUCUCUUCAUUCUAUUUAUUUGGUCUUGAAAUAAAUUAAUUUACAAUCAUUUAAAUAUUAGAACUGCUCAGUGAAUACUGUUUUUAGAAGACACAUUUGAGCCUUUUCAGAUACUUCUGAAUAGGGGUUUAAGCUGUCUCAGUAUUUUCAUUUACUGAUUAUUUAUAUUAAAUAUUGCAUUGUAAAUUGCAUUAUUGUUCUUCAUAACAAUUAUAAUAAGAAAAUGAAUUCAUUAUUUUUCUUGUAGGUAUGAAAUGGUGCUUCACAAAAACACAUUCUCUGUGUAUCUGAGUUCGUGAGUGUGAGUGCGUGUGAAAGUGGGUUCCCAAGUCUAGCCUGUCCUUGCUAUUGGAGAUGCAGAUCACAUUGUACAUGGUAAACAGGCAUAGUCUCAUCUCAACUAAAAGUGAACAAAUUGGAAAAAACAGCAGGAUUGCCAUCUGCAAAUGGGAAAUCGAGGCUUGUUCUAUAGCAGUGGUUCUCAUCCUUCCUAACGCGACCCUUAAUACUGUGUUCCUCAUGCUGGGGUGACCCCCAACCAUAAAAUUAUUUUCAUUGCUACUUCAUAACUGUAACUUUGCUACUGUUAUGAAUCAUGAUGUAAAUAUCUGUUUUCCAAAAGUCUUAGGCAACCCCUGUGAAAGGUUAUUUGAAACCCACAGGUUGAGAACCCCUGCUCUAAAGCAUGCUGUAGUUUUUUAAAAGAUUAUUAUUAAUAUUAUUAUUCUCUCAUACAUUACAUCCCAACUGCAGUUUCCCCUCCCUCCAUCCCGCCUCCUCCACCUCUCUAUUCUCUAGAUCCACUUCUCCAUUUCCCUUCAAAAAAAAAAAAGGGGGGGGCGCUUCCCAGGGAUAUCAACCAAACACUGCAUAACAAGUUACAAUAAAACUACAGAAACCCUAAUAUCAAGGUUGGACAAGGCACCUUGGUAGGAGGAAAAGGGUCCUGCUGUAGAUAUUUUUUAACACCACUGAAUUAGUAAUUAAUUUUAAAGCAUAUAUUAAGUCUUGAGAACUUAAAACUAAGAAAAAAAAACUUAUGUACUAAAUUUCUUUUUAAACCAUUUAAACUCUUAGCUCUCAACUGUUGCUCCAUUCUGGUAAAAACUGGAGAGAGAAGGACGGAUGCAGAGAUAGCCCGUUGGCUUAGUAGAAGCGAGCCCAAGGGCCACAGAGGGUUUGGGUUUUUUCCUUUGGUUUGUUUUCAUUUUGUACUAGUCUGGUCAGAGCCCUGGUCAGAGUAGUCGCCACCAAAUGCCUGUCUAAGGGCCCAGCAAAGGGCUUCUUGUGCCUUGUCAGUUUCUGUUGCCCCAAGUCACCCUUCCUGGUGAACAGAGCAAACCCGUGUUUCCUCCCACUUAGUGUUCCUGGGGGAGAAGAGAAGUUCACAGUUGCAUUACUUAACUCAUGUACACCACAAUAGAAAGGUUGCUGAGGAAAAAGAAUCAUUUAUGAAUUGCUUUAAGCAUUAAUAUGCAGAGUGGUCUUUGUACUUGGAGGCCCAGUUUGCCAAGUUCAUUAAACGUAAUGUUGUGUAUGGCCAAUCCCCCUCCCUCCCCCUUCUCUUAGUGGCCGUCUUUCACACGUGCGUCCUUACAUCAUGAUGGCUCUUGAGUUUGGAAGGGCAGGCUUGUGUUAUUGGAUCCAAGGUUGCAUGCUGUGGAGAAACUCCAGUUUUGUGUUGUGUUUCUGAGACAGGGGUCUUGCUCUGUUGUCCAGACUGGCCCGGAAUUCCUGGGCUUAAGCAGAACUUCCACCUCAGCCUCCUAGGUAGUGGGACUCAAGGUGCACCCCACCACCCAGCAGAGAAGCUCCAUUUGUGACUGCGGCACUAAGUCCUAAGCCUGUUAAGACUUUGGGUUAUUUUUAUUGGGUUGUCUGCAGCUCAGCUCUGUCCUGAGAUAGCAUUGCAUUGUCAGGGUUUUCAUGCCAAGAAGAGUACUGUGAGGUUGUCUGAAUCUCAGCCUUCUGUGAGAUGUAAAAGUCUGCAAAUAAUUGGCUCCUGCUCACAUGUGGCCCUAAUUAAAUACAUAAUGCACUUGUGUGUUAGAGAUCAUUUCAUGCAUGGACUCGGAUGAGAAAGAGUUUGCACUUGGUUUAAAAGUCUGGGUUCUUAUUAGUGUUAAUAAUUAAAGCUAAAUGAUUUGGGGAUGAAACUCAAAUGGUUUCUGGUAAUAUCAAGAUAAAACUUUUGUUGAAGUAAUGGCAGAAAAUGCAGUCAAAUUUGGUUAUAAGUUUCAUGUUGUCCUAACCUUUUAACAUGACUAUGUAAAGCAUUUCCACAGAUAGCUUUGUAAUUUCUGGAAGUACACAAGAUCAUGUCUGCCUCCUAAGUGAAAGUCAUUGAUUAGCGCAUUUUGUUCUGACUGUUGAUCAUACAGGAUCACUAAAAGUGCUCUGUUCCUUUGGGCAUUCCAAAGUUAAGUUCUGAUGAAGAGUUUUAGAUUUCUCUUUGUGUACUUCAAUGAAUUUGUUAAAUAUGUCAACUAUAGAUGAAAUAAAUCCAUUUUAAUGUUUUUAAUAGACACUGGGUUUUUAUAAGUCUUGUAUUUCUCCAGGAGUUCUGUUUCUGUUUUCACUAGCACAGCUCUGAGAUGGCAGCAGUCGCUCCCUGCAGAGUGGAGGGCAGGAUUCCCAGUGGUGGCGGUGUGAUGUCAGAAGCCUGCAGAGUGGAGGGCAGGAUUCCCAGUGGUGGUGGUGUGAUGUCAGAAGCCUGCAGAGUAGAGGGCAGGAUUCCAGUGGUGGCGGUGUGAUGUCAGAAGCCUGGGGGUUCUAAACUCUGGCCUUGGGAGUCCCCAGAUACUGGUCAGAAUUACGCUGAACUGCAAUGGAGGUUAGCUUUUUACGUCAGCCUUUUAGCGUUUUAAGGAAACUUCUUUUGCCUUGCUCUUGCCUUCUAACAUUAGCCAUCUCGUGGAGAGGCUAAAACUUACACUCAAAAAACAAUGUAGACAUACAUUUUAAUGGAAACAUUAAAAUGAGACUGUUACUGUGAUUCGGGUUUUCCCAUUCCUUCACACAGGUGUGUAGGCUCGAGCUCUCGUUUAGCUGUUCCCCUUCAAGCAGAUGGCAGGCAGCCUGAUUUGUCCACGAGACAGUUAUGCCUCCAUGUUGGAAUGUGAUUGGGCCCACCCUCUCUAUUAGACCAGUGUGUAGUAGUGGGUCCCCUAUGCCUCUUUCUUAAACAGCAACAAUUCCUCAAAAUGCCAUUAGUUUGAAGUUGGUAAACUUCUCCCCUGUGGUGGAAGGAAAGGUUAGAGGAGGAACCAAAAUAGAUUAGCUCUGAGCCUGUAUCUCAAUGCCUGAAAGGCACUCCAGGUCUGUUCGUCUAGGUACUGACUGACUGGAAGAAGUGUGCCUUUGGCUGUUCUAUCUGGAGGGCAACCAUUAGCCAAUGACCAGAAAAACUAGUAUGGACUUAAUCUCCGAGUGGUUGUUUUGCAGUGUGUAUAUGCAAAUUAAUUUUUUCUAGAGAUGCGUUUCAGGCUGAAUGUCAGCAUUUUGUUUUCUUUUCCCAAAGUUCUACCAAAAAGCAAGGGUUUUGUUUGUUGGUUUGUUUUGUUUGCUUGCUUGUUUUUUGCUUGACUAUACUCUGUAUUCUGCUCAUGCUGGGCUGAAUUCUACUAUAGUAAAAUCUAAGCUGUUCUUAGUAGCUUCCUGGGGCUCACAGUGCUCAGAUGGAGACAGCCCAUGUGGGCUGGGAAAACACUGAGGACCCUUGGGCUCAGAGUUUCUGGUUCUGACCCCACACCUCUGCCCUGGCACUGCCCUUUUCCUGAAACCGUGCCUCUGAUUCCUGAGACCAGAUCCCAGAACAUGUCACCCAGCCGGCCCCGUGCUGCAGCGAAGGAGCUACAGAGAUGGCACAUGCUGUGAGAUGAUCAGUACAGCCGAUGCUUCUCACUCUUGCCUUACCGCCUCUGAGCCAUUGUGGACAAAGUAGCUAGCAAGUUGUGUCGCUGAACCUGUACCUGAGCUUGUGAGGCAGGCCGUCCUUCCACAUCCUCAUUUCCAUGUUGGCAUAAACUCUACCCAGUAAUUGUUUUUGUGGGGAGGGGGUCACACGUGUGUCGACAGGUGCAUCAUAAACAUAGCUCAGCUUAGGCUGAGAAUGCCGGGCAUGAUCUGCAAGCUGUUCUGGAUGAAUGCACAACCUGUCAUUAAAGUUCAUGAGACAUAGACAAAACCUCUCUUGUAGCACGUUUUUAAACAGAAAGUCUUUAACCUUUUGGCCCGGUUGUGUGUACAGCUGUCCAUGCAGUUUGUAAUAGGAAACUAAAGUUGACCCAUUUAAUUUUGUCUUCCCUCUUCCUGAGACCUCUUUUCCCCCCUGCUCCUGAAGUCUUAAAGUCGUUUCCAUCUCUAAGGUCACUGGGCACAGGGCUUGAUGAUAGUGGUAAAUUUUCAGGCUGUUGAACUUCUGAGAAGGGACCAGACAGUGUUGCUUAAGAUGCUGCAGUUGUGUUAAUGUGAAAGAAACAUCUUCCACUUUCAGCAGGUUGUGUGUGUGUGUGUGCGCGCGUGCAUGUGCGUGUGCAUGUGUGUGUGUUCAUUUUGGUUUUUUAAAAAGGUUGAAAAUUGAGGAGAACAUGAUUACUUUCACAGAUUAUUUAUAGAUACACUGGUUGUGAUGCUUACUGUCGGCAAGCACCAGGAAAACACAAGUUUCAGUGCUUCAGUAGUGUGAUCUGUGUACCUGUGACCCAGCCAGCAGUCUUCUGUGCACUGUGUCCUAUGACUGUAAAUCACUUGGUUUAUAAUUCUAAUGGAAACUAAUUUGUUUUGUAAUGGAAUACAGAGCAGAUAUGUAUAAUAGGAUCAGGAUUGUCCUACAGCUGUAAAUAAGAAUAGGUCCUGUUUAUUUUGACAUCUUUUUACAAAUGCAUUGUAUUAGGAUGUGAAUAUUCCAAAACACGCUCUUGUUUAAAGUUUUGAAAUUUUAUUGUUAAAUGUAACAUUUUAAUGGUUGUAAUAAUUAUUUGUAUGGAAAUGGAUAUAGUAUUUUAUUUAAGAAAAUAAACUUUGCAAUUUUUGCAUUGUGAAUUCUCAAUUUUUUCCUGGUCAUUCCCCAUUUCACUGCAGAUCACCCUGUCUCACAUCUGAAGUAGUAUAAUUAAGUUUUUUUAUCUGUCUGAAAAGAUGUCAUGGCACAUUCCUGGUGGGCAUGUGUUCCUAAGCAUUACACCUCAAGUAAAUCAGUUAUGAUCGGGGCACACCUGUACAUUCCUUAGAAAAAGUCAAAUUAGGAUUUCACAUAUGGAAGAGUAUUCGGUGAUGAUUGAGGCUGAACACUCCACCGAGUAACGGGAGAAACUAAAACAUAGGAAUUUGAGAUGAAAGCUGAUGUUAGGCCAGACAGGGGUCUUCGCUGAGAAGAGCACAUACUGUUCCUGCAGAGGAUCCCAUGUCAGGUGCUUGCACCGCCUGUAACUCGUGCUUGAGGGAUCUAACACCCUCCUCUGGCCUCUUCAGGCAUCUGCACCCACACUCAUACCCACUUAGAUGCACAUAAUUAAAAAUUAAGUCCAAAGAAAGUUGGGGGACCAUGAAUGGUGGCACAC
Messenger RNA from Microtus ochrogaster (prairie vole), 13490 nucleotides. RefSeq names its product upstream transcription factor family member 3 (gene Usf3). Gene Ontology annotation, molecular function: protein dimerization activity; DNA-binding transcription activator activity, RNA polymerase II-specific; RNA polymerase II transcription regulatory region sequence-specific DNA binding. NCBI's taxonomy places the organism in Eukaryota, Metazoa, Chordata, Mammalia, Rodentia, Cricetidae. Gene Ontology annotation, biological process: negative regulation of epithelial to mesenchymal transition; positive regulation of transcription by RNA polymerase II. The record is from RefSeq and is a predicted model, not a curated record.